Messenger RNA from Racocetra persica, 671 nucleotides. The record is from the annotation of a GenBank genome assembly. NCBI's taxonomy places the organism in Eukaryota, Fungi, Glomeromycota, Glomeromycetes, Diversisporales, Gigasporaceae.
CAUUCAAAGUAUGGCUUCCGAAGACGAAGGAAAUACACAUCCGACUAGUUCAAAUACUGUAUCAAUGCUAUCAGAGUGUGAAGACUUAAUGCCAGCUACUCCGCUUGAGUCUUCUGCAAGCAUUGAUACCGAUAAAAAUGAAAAUCCACAAGCCUCAUUACAUUUGACUGGCUCUUUUUAUUCAGGGAUGGAUUCCUUGAAUAUCUUAUCAACACAAGAGAAAGAUACCUCAAUAAAUGCUGAGCCAAUUAACGUAAAGAACAAGAAAAGAGCCUUCGAUAGCAUUUCUGAAGAGAACCCUGAUGAAUCCCAUGUCAUAUCACAUGAUACUGACGCACCAGUUUCGAAAAAAAUUAAUACUAAGACAACUUCAGCCGCUGAUCAAACAGGAUCUCAGAAUAUCCAAUUAUCGUCUUUUUCAUUCAAACCAGUUAAACGUAAAACUCGAAAAGCUAUGUAUAAAAUUACGAACGAAAAAGAAGUCGCUUCUUCUAGUAAUAAGAAAGCUCGUCAUGAUUCUUCUGAACAUGCAUCACAAUCAACAUCUUUACAGAAAUCAACCAUUGAUUCAUCUGAACGAGUUCAUUCUGGUCCGUCUAAAUCGACUCGAGGGAGGAAAAAAAAAUCGACACGUGAAACUGCUUCAUCGAAAAAUGCAAGCCCAACAUUAA